GGGGGCGGGCCCGAGAGAGGAGGCGGGAUCUGCGGGUCGGGGAGAGGUGGCAGAGACCAGGACCGCUUACUUUACCUUCUCCUUCUGUUUUCGCUGCCUGCCUGCUGAGGCAACAUGGGGCCCCCGCCACGCACUCUGGAGCUCUUCUAUGAUGUGCUGUCCCCAUACUCCUGGCUGGGCUUCGAGGUCCUGUGCAGGUAUCAGAACAUCUGGAAUAUCAAGCUGCAGUUGCGGCCCACCUAUAUUGCAGGGAUCAUGACAGACAGCGGAAACAAGCCGCCAGUUGUGGUUCCUCGAAAAGCCCAGUACAUGAUAAACGACCUUGGACGCCUGAAACAGCAUUUCCAGGUCCCGCUCAGAUUCCCCAAGGAUUUCAACUCUGUGGUUUUCAAAAAAGGAAGUUUGUCUGCCAUGCAGUUCCUCACUGCUGUGAACAUGGAACACCCAGAGAGCCUGGAAAAGGUGUCCAGGGAGCUAUGGAUGCGCAUCUGGUCACGGGAUGAAGAUAUUGUGGAGUCCCAGAGCAUCCUGGCUGCAGCGCAGAAGGCUGGUUUGUCUGCAGAGAAAGCCCAAAGUCUUCUGGAGAAGAUCUCCACAGCACAAGUGAAGAACCAGCUCAAGGAGACCACUGAGGCAGCCUGCAGAUAUGGGGCUUUUGGGUUGCCCAUCACUGUGGCCCACGUGGAUGACCAGACACACAUGUUAUUUGGCUCUGACCGCAUGGAACUGCUGGCGCACCUGCUAGGAGAGAAGUGGAUGGGCCCUGUGCCUCCCACCCUCAAUGCCAAACUUUAAGACUGACUGGAAGAAGCAAGCUGUUGGUAGAAACAAGCAAGCCAUCUGUUCCAGGCCCCCAAAUUUGUCAGUUUGAUAGGGGGUGUCCCCUGCGGCCCUGGGGAUAUCUCUUUCCUGCCUG
Fukomys damarensis (Damara mole-rat) is the source of this 916-nucleotide messenger RNA. RefSeq names its product glutathione S-transferase kappa 1 (gene Gstk1). The record is from RefSeq and is a predicted model, not a curated record. Gene Ontology annotation, biological process: glutathione metabolic process. Gene Ontology annotation, cellular component: mitochondrion; peroxisome. Lineage: Eukaryota; Metazoa; Chordata; Mammalia; Rodentia; Bathyergidae. Gene Ontology annotation, molecular function: glutathione transferase activity; glutathione peroxidase activity. The coding region runs from base 115 to 795 and encodes 226 amino acids. The transcript is spliced from 8 exons.